AUGCUGGGAAGAACCAAUGAUUGCCAAACACAAAGUGCCAAGGAAGUUGAUGGACAAUCUCUCUCUGUUGAACACUUGCAGUUAAUGGUGAUGUCUCAAUGCCAUGAUGGCAUCAUGGCCAGACAUGUGGGCUGGGACACCACCAUCAGAGCAGCACAAAGACACUAUUGGUGGCCCAACAUGGCAGCUUGGAUUGCCAACUAUGUGGCUAGCUGCCCUGUGUGUGCCAGAUACAAGGCUCCUCACCAUUGCCUGUAUGGUCUGCUUCAGCUGCUAGCCACACUGGACAGGCCAUGGGGCUCCAUAUUGCUGGACUUCAUUGAAGGAUUGCCACUAUUGAAAGGGUAUGAUUCCAUCCUGGUCAUUGUCAACAGACUGACCAAGUAUGCUAUCCUAGCCCCAACACACAAAACUGUCAUGGUGGAACAGACUGCCAUGUUGCUCUGGAGAUACCUGGUCAGACACUUUGGUUACCCUGACCAUAUGGUCUCAGACUGGGGCAGGCAAUUCAUACCCAAAGCAUGGAAAGAGUUUGCUGAGGGCAUAGGCACUAAGCACUCCCUCAGCACAGCUUAUCAUCCACAGAUGUAUGGACAAACCAAAGGGUCAACCAAGUGGUGGAGCAGUACCUGCAAAUGGGUGAAUGACCCUGGUUGCCUCAAGUACAUGGUUGAUGGAGAGGAGUGUUGCAAGUACCUCCAGGAACAGAUCAGGGAGGCACAACAUCAAACAGUGGAACACUACAACUGGAAGCACAAGGACAUCAAGUUCAAGGUUGGCAAUUUGGUUUACAUCAAUUGCCAGAACUGGAAGACAAGGCAACCUAUGCCAAAGCUGGAUACCAGGACAAGCUCACUACCUCAAUGGUCCACACAACCAGUCAUACUGCCACUACCAGAUGAAGAGCUUGAGUUUGAGGUUGAAGCACUUAUUGGGAAACAUAUACACAACCAGGCAACCAAAUACAAAGUGCUCUGGAGAGGGUACCCAGAAGAAGCAGCUUCUUGGGAACCCAUGACUAAUCUUAACUGCCCAGACCUCAUCCAGGAGUAUGAGGUGUUGGGGGAGACGAGGCUAGAUCAACACAAGAAAUCUGUAGUAGAUGAGCAGUAUGACAGACCAACCCACUCCUCAGAACAAACAAGUCCAGGACUGUUGCCACCUGCCACAGUCAGGAUAUUCCAUGCCCAGAUGAGCAGGAAUGUCAUGUUUGCAGUGACCCAACCCAGCGAGGUGUCAGGGGUCUCGUGCCUGAAACCUGAGAUCUGUAAUAGAAACGCAUCUAUUACAGAUCCUGUCGAGAUAUGUCAUAGAGUGCUCUCUAUUACUGUUCUUGUCAAGGUUUUGACUGACCACUGUGGACACUCUGUCCAGAGGUAG
This is a messenger RNA of Ustilago hordei, 1380 nucleotides long. RefSeq lists its product as uncharacterized. NCBI's taxonomy places the organism in Eukaryota, Fungi, Basidiomycota, Ustilaginomycetes, Ustilaginales, Ustilaginaceae. Gene Ontology annotation, biological process: DNA integration. Gene Ontology annotation, molecular function: nucleic acid binding. The coding region runs from base 1 to 1380 and encodes 459 amino acids. The record is from RefSeq and is a predicted model, not a curated record. The transcript is spliced from 6 exons.